UUUUUUUUUCUUAGGACGCCUAGCCUGCUGCGCGCCCAGUCACCUCAUUCUGAAAAUGCAGCCACGUCGUCCUUUCCUGUCAGGUUUGCUCUUUCAGCUUCCCGGCAUAGCCAGAGGAAAUUUGGCUAUCCCGAAAACAUCAUCUGCAACAAAUUCUAUUGCCUUCACUCGCGCCUUUCGAUCCUCCGCACCGCACACGUCAAUUCUCCAGCGGCGGGCGAUCUUCCCUCAAUGGAAGCAGGCUCACGGUACUACUAGCGGCACCAUACUUCCUUAUUUUUACCGGCCUCAACAACCAUUCCGCCGGUUCUUCCAGUCGUCCCGCGCAAGACACGCGGCGCAAACACCAAAAUCAGGCGCUUCACUGUCGCAGCGGUUGCGUAACCUGUCGAAAGAGUAUGGCUGGUCCGCCUUGUGGGUGUAUUUGCUAUUGUCGGCCAUGGACUUUCCGAUUUGUUUCGCCGCUGUUCGUCUGCUGGGCGUAGAGCGAAUCGGCUACUAUGAGCACGUCAUCUUUGAGUCUGUCAAGGGGGCUGUGGAUGCUGUCUGGCCGAGCAAGCAGGGUGCCAAUGCAGACUCGGAACAGGACAAGAGCUUGACAACCGACACGGAUACUCGGGAAGGUGCGGCACAGGCGCAAGGUAACGGCGAAAAUGCUAGUCUAUGGACACAACUUGCACUUGCCUACGCGAUUCACAAGAGUCUCAUCUUUAUUCGAGUACCCUUGACAGCAGCCAUUACCCCUAAAGUUGUCAAAGCUCUGCGACAGUGGGGUUAUGAUAUUGUCAAAGGCAGACCGAGGGGCAUGUAAGAUCCUGCGAUUUCUUGUGAACAUCAGUCGGACUGGCGGAUACACACAAGCAUCCACCGUUUUCUUUGCUGCAUAGCGUUCGGUCAUGCUAGUCAUGACAUGAUAGAUAAUUGUACACUAUUUGGUAUAUUUAAUUAUUUGGGACAGAAGAUUCCACACCUCAAACAUUGAGGAAUCAACAUUCACGUCAGAACCUAGCCACCAACGAAAGUUGACUCAGAGAUGUGAAUGAGAAGGCACCAUAGGCGAUGGGUUUCAUGCAGACAACCACAACAAGUAAGGCAGAGAAA
This is a messenger RNA of Aspergillus aculeatinus CBS 121060, 1101 nucleotides long. RefSeq lists its product as uncharacterized. The record is from RefSeq and is a predicted model, not a curated record. The transcript is spliced from 2 exons. Lineage: Eukaryota; Fungi; Ascomycota; Eurotiomycetes; Eurotiales; Aspergillaceae. Gene Ontology annotation, cellular component: mitochondrion. Bases 56 to 811 code for a protein of 251 amino acids.